AUGCGCAAGAAGGCCGCGCUACCGCACAAGGAGGUUUCGGCUUCUGAAUUUUACAAACAUAUCGAGUCGGAGGGGCUACCGGAGCCACGGCGAAUGAAGCAGCUCCUGACGUGGUGCGGCGAGAGGUCCUUGUCAGAAAAGCCACCGCUGGGAUCAAGGAAUUCCGGAGCUAUACUAGGAGCACGAGCGAUACAAGACCAACUUCUGAAGGACUUCCAAUCUAAAUCACAGUUCUCCAACUGGUUCGACCGAGAAGACGCACCCGUUGUUGAGGCUAUAAAACAGCCGAACCCGAGGAAUAUCGAACACGCGCUCAAAAUCGAACAAUUGGAAGAGAGGAUAAAGAGAUUACGAGAACAAAAGAAGAUGUGGCUUUCUCUGAAAAAGGUUGGGCCAGAUCUCGAACCGUUGUUCCAGGAUACCGAGGACGCCUCCCAGCUUCCACCGCCAGACGAGUCGCUUCUAGACCCUAACGAGGCUAGAAUGUUGCAGGCUCUGGCGGGGAAUGAUUCUUCCUUCGAGAAACUACAAGCACAGACGACAAGCUGCAUGCAAAACGCCCAGGCGAAGCUGCAGUUCAGGAUAGACGUUUUGGCAGACAGCGUACACAAGCUUGAAAGAAGAGUCACGACGGCGGGACGGGAGGCGGACCAAGUAUUAGAGCGCAGCGCGGCGCGGUUAAAAGAAAGGGACGAAAGAGAAAAGCGGGCGUCGGGGACGAGGGAUUUGCCAAUAAUGGAGGUGAUCCGCAGCCUCUCGCGGAUACUUCCCCCAGAAGACAGGUGA
Messenger RNA from Parascedosporium putredinis, 786 nucleotides. The record is from the annotation of a GenBank genome assembly. NCBI's taxonomy places the organism in Eukaryota, Fungi, Ascomycota, Sordariomycetes, Microascales, Microascaceae.